Messenger RNA from Equus caballus (horse), 7781 nucleotides. RefSeq names its product GLIS family zinc finger 3 (gene GLIS3). Gene Ontology annotation, molecular function: DNA-binding transcription factor activity, RNA polymerase II-specific; RNA polymerase II cis-regulatory region sequence-specific DNA binding. Gene Ontology annotation, biological process: regulation of transcription by RNA polymerase II. The record is from RefSeq and is a predicted model, not a curated record. NCBI's taxonomy places the organism in Eukaryota, Metazoa, Chordata, Mammalia, Perissodactyla, Equidae. Gene Ontology annotation, cellular component: nucleus.
CUCGCCGGGCCGCCUCCCUCCCACCCUCUCUCCCUCCCUCCUUCCCCCUUCCCCUCUCCCUGCAGCCGCGUCCACACUGCGCCGCCGGGGCAGCCCAGAGCGCGGCGCGCACGGGCACAGCGCCGGGGGCUACCACUGCCGCCCCUCCCCGCGUCCCGCGUAAGCCGCCUGCAGCCGUCCAGGUUCGCACCAGCGCUCCCGGACGGAACCCGCCGAAAGCACUUAGCCAGCAUCCCCGGCCGGCUCCCAGACGCAUCCCCCGGCCCAAGGCGAGGAUGAACAGGACAGGCGAGGCACAAAGUCGAAACUCAACUUUUUAAAACAUUAUUUGCGCGUGUAUGUGUGUGUGUGUGUGUGUUGGGGGGAGAAUGAGCUGAUGCCUAGGGUCCAUCCACCCUCCUGUCUCCUCCUCCCCCUGCCGCCGCUGCCCUCGCACACGCGCGCGCACACACGGCACUUGGGCCGGGUUUCCGCGCUCCGUCCCCCGGCUUGGAUGGGAGUUUUCAUUUCCGAAGGAGGCAGAGCCCGUGGAGCGCGCUGAAGGGCUAGAGCCCCAAGUUUCUCCUCGCCAGUGCUGGCCGCCCGCUGUCACUCGCACAGGCUGGCCGGGGGAAGGGACUCGCACGCCCGGCUUUGUUGUGGAAAUCCCGGUUACCUGGCUAAUAACCCACACCAUGGAUAACUUAUUGGACUUUGCCUGAAAGGAGUCAUUAGUGCCAUUGGAUAUUUGACCAUCUUGGCCACAGGUUUUUUCAGAAUGAAUGGAAGGUCAUGCAGCAUGAAUCUCCACCGGACAUCAGGAACCCCACAGGGGCCUGGGAUGGUCAGUGGCCAACACAUUCCUCCCAUCAGAGCCCACUCAGGGACUCCUGGCCCAUCGUCCUGUGGAAGCACACCAAGCCCUGCUAUCGGAAGCCUUACUAACAGCCUCCAUCUCAAGAUGCCCUCAGGAGGAGGGAUGGCUCCUCAGAGCAACAUGGCUGAGAGCCCCAUCCAUCUGCCUGCCUUGAGCCCCAGGAGACAAGUGCUCACCAAUGGAAAGCCACGAUACCAGGUCACCCAGGCCGGAGGCAUGUCAGGGCCCCACACUUUAAAGCCAAAGCAACAGGAGUUUGGAAACCCUUUUCCUCCAAAUCCUGGGAAAGGGGCUCUUGGCUUUGGGCCUCAGUGCAAGUCCAUUGGAAAAGGCAGCUGCAACAAUCUAGUGGUCACCAGCAGUCCCAUGAUGGUUCAGCGACUGGGACCCAUUUCACCUCCAGCAAGCCAGGUCUCUACAGCAUGCAACCAGAUCAGUCCUAGCUUACAGAGGGCAAUGAAUGCAGCCAACCUGAAUAUACCUCCUUCAGAUACCAGGUCCCUUAUUUCGCGUGAGUCUUUGGCGUCCACGACUUUGAGUCUGACAGAAAGUCAGUCGGCCUUGAGCGUGAAACAAGAGUGGUCUCAUGGCUACAGGACUCUCCCUUCGCUCUCCUCCAACCAUGGCUCUCAGAAUGGCGUUGAUCUAGGGGAUCUCCUUAGCCUUCCUGCCGGGACAGCCAUGUCCAGCAACAGUGUCUCUAACUCAUUGCCAUCCUACCUUUUUGGCAUGGAAAAUAGCCACUCUCCUUACCCUAGUCCCCGGCACUCUUCGGCCAGGUCCCACUCAGCCCGCUCCAAGAAGAGAGCGCUGUCCUUGUCUCCGUUGUCCGAUGGCAUUGGGAUAGACUUCAAUACCAUCAUCCGCACCUCGCCCACGUCCUUGGUUGCCUACAUCAACGGGUCGAGGGCUUCCCCUGCCAACAUGUCCCCCCAGCCUGAGGUCUAUGGGCAUUUCCUGGGGGUGCGCGGCAGCUGCAUUCCCCAGCCGUGCUCGGUGCAAAGCAGCCAGAAGGGUGUGCGAGUGCCCAGCGGCGGCCUGGCGCUCCCGGCAUACGGUGAGGAUGGCGCCCUGGAGUACGAGCGCAUGCAGCAGCUGGAGCACGGUGCCCUCCAGCCCGGCGUGGUUAACAACAUGGUGGUGCAGCAUGGCCUGCCGGGCCCCGACGGCCAGCCAGCCAGCCUGCUGAAGACGGAGCGCCUGGAUGAUUUCCCAGGCAGCGCCCUGAAUCUGCCCCCUGCGCCCCCUCUGCCUCCUCUGCCACCACCGCCCCAAGGUCCCCCGCCCCCCUACCAUGCCCACCCGCACCUGCACCACCAAGAGCUCGUCCCCCACGCCCAGCCGCUGGCCCUGUCCCAGGCGGCCCUGGAGGAGGACGGAGAGCUGGACGACGCCGUCGGGGGCAAGCACUGCUGUCGCUGGAUCGACUGCAGCGCCUUGUAUGACCAGCAGGAGGAGCUUGUGCGGCACAUAGAGAAGGUGCACAUAGACCAGCGCAAAGGCGAAGACUUCACUUGCUUCUGGGCCGGUUGUCCUCGAAGGUACAAGCCGUUCAACGCCCGCUAUAAACUGCUGAUCCACAUGAGAGUCCACUCCGGAGAGAAGCCCAACAAGUGUACGUUUGAAGGUUGCAAGAAGGCCUUUUCAAGGCUCGAAAAUCUCAAGAUUCACUUGCGGAGCCACACGGGCGAAAAGCCGUAUUUGUGCCAGCAUCCGGGCUGCCAGAAGGCAUUCAGCAACUCCAGUGACCGCGCCAAGCACCAGAGGACACAUCUGGACACUAAACCUUAUGCUUGUCAAAUUCCAGGAUGCACCAAACGCUACACAGACCCAAGUUCCCUAAGAAAGCAUGUGAAGGCACAUUCUUCCAAAGAUCAACAAGUGAGGAAAAAGUUGCGGUCCAGUGCAGAGCUCCAUCCUGACCUGCUCACGGAUUGCCUCACCGUGCAGCCCCUGCAGCCAGCCACUUCCCCACGAGAUGCUGCCGACGGGGUUGUGGGACGCUCCCCAGGGCCUGGGCCUGACCUCUAUUCAGCUUCCAUUUUCUCCAGCAAUCAUUCAAGCCGAAGUGGAACAGCUGCCGGGGCCGUGCCGCCCCCACAUCCUGUCAGUCACCCUUCUCCGGGACAUAAUGUACAGGGGAGCCCUCACAACCCCUCCUCCCAGUUACCUCCACUCACAGCUGUGGAUGCGGGAGCUGAGAGGUUUGCACCUUCUGCUCCAUCUCCUCACCACAUCAGCCCCCGGAGAGUUCCAGCUCCUUCUUCAAUAAUGCAGAGAACACAGCCUCCCCAUACCCAGCAGCCGUCAGGAUCACACCUGAAGUCUUAUCAGCCAGAAACAAACUCUUCAUUUCAACCAAAUGGAAUCCAUGUCCAUGGAUUUUAUGGGCAGCUGCAGACAUUCUGCCCUCCGCAUUACCCUGACUCCCAGAGAACCGUGCCGCCCAGCACCUCCUGCAGUGUGGUGCCUUCCUUCGAGGACUGCCUGGUCCCCACGUCCAUGGGCCAGGCUGGCUUUGAUGUUUUUCACAGAGCCUUCUCAACUCACUCGGGCAUUACAGUGUACGAUUUGCCUUCAGGUUCCUCCAGCCUUUUUGGGGAGUCUCUUCGCAGCGGGCCUGAAGACGCCACGUUCUUGCAGAUCAGCGCUGUGGACCGCUGUCCUAGCCAGCUCUCUUCUGUCUAUACCGAAGGCUAAAAGCUCCCCUGGCCCCCACUACCACUGGCAAACCUGUUUGUUGCUCACCGCCUUUUGUUUUCAUACUCUCUGCGUAGACUGCGUGAAAAGGGAUGUCAACCAGAUCAGCGGAACCUGCAGAGUCACAGAUGUGUCUUUGGAAGGCAGGACAGUGGGUCAGAGCUGGGCUUUGCUGGAGGGUUUGCCAUUGCUCCUUUUUCUCUCUGGGUUUGCUGGACCAGGUGACCAGCAGGACUGUCUUUUCAAAGGGAAUUUAGAGUCUCACUCUACCGGAUACCUGUUACUUCCUGACUGUCAGCCCUCAAAGGACACCGAUGAAAUGAUGUGCAUGUGAAAAUGUAGUUUGAGGAUGACCCUUGCUGAAAACUCCAAAUAGGAAGGACUUACCCAGAUUGCCAGAAGCACAGUGAGCUGCCUCGCCCAGCUGUCCUCACUGCUGGCCGUGCAGAGCCAUGCGCAGCAAGGGAAGUCCACAUCCAAAGCACAGCGUGGGCUCUGCUCUCAGCCGAGUCCCGUGUUUCCGGCACCGGCUUGGCAUUCCAGUGAGCUGCUGCCUCACUCCUCUCAGAUGCCCCCGUGCUAACCAGUCACUUCUCAGUGUUUCUCCAAAAACAAGCUAAGGUUCUGUCAAGCACAGUCCUUGAAAAGCACUACAACUUAUUUUAUAUUCCAGCAACCUAUCUUAGUUCUUUCAUUUUAAAGACUUGUUAUUGACACCUACUCUAAAAGGAAAAAAUAUUUAGAGGUCUGUUCUUUGGAUGGAAAUAAUUAUUUUAAUCAUCCCAACUACAUACAUUUUGCCACAGCUAUAGCUCUGCAUGGCCCCCUCGCAGCACCUGUCAGCACCCUUGGAAUGUUAGUUUUGCAUUUAGCAACGGCUACCUGAGGGAAAUGGGGGCACACCCCGCUUCCCAGUCCUGUAGCAGGAACCCUCAUGGGUUGACUGUUCGGCGACUCCACCUCGAAGACCUUGUUCAAAGGAAAAGGUCACUUGAUUAUUCACCCCUUGCCUCCGCUCUAGGUGCUCAGCCCAGAGAUGUGCUAGAAGAUAUGAGAACAGGGGCCCACUGAGUGGUGUUCCUGGUUCUCUCAGAAAACCGAACUAGAGAUGCCCGAUGUCCAGUUAUUUUUCACAGCCUCUGCUCACCUCCAUUAGGCUAUCUACUCAUCUGUCUGUCUGUCUCUCUGUCCCCUGUACUUCUCCUCUCCCUCUUUUUGAUUGUUCUCACCUUCUUCUUGACUGUGGUUCAGACGUGCCCUCCACCCACCAUUGCCUGACCAUCGUCUCUUGGGAAAGUCCAGCCUCAGACAGGUAGAGGGAACAGUUCUGGAAAGGUGGGCAGAAGAAGGCAACCUUUUUUCUGAAACUCUGAUUUCAGGGCCUGAAAUUUUCACAGAGCACUUGGCCAUUUGACAUCAAGCCUGAAGAGGAAGCCAUUUUCUGUGACACCUUUACAAAACUAUUGAAAAGAUCCCAAGUCCUAUGGCAUAAACUAGAAAAAUGAGCGAAACCCCAAAGACACCUGGUAAAAUCUGACAUUCCAGUACUGUCACAUUUCACAGUUUCUUUUCUCUCUCUUUAAAAAUGUUUUCUGAGCAAAAAUGAAACAAUGCUAUUUGUCAGACUGAGAUAAUUACAAUCUUCAAUGAGACAAUUAAACAAGUUGAUGUCAGGCUUGGGAUCCAGUGACAGUUUGUAUCCUGACAGAUGGGUCCUUCCAGUCUGGCUGCACAGUCAGUAGUGUCCUGCCUGGUUCUGGACUUCAUUCCAACAUGCAGUAGAAUAAGGUGAAUAAAGAACCAAGCAUGGCGGCCACUUUUACAGCGCACUCAGUCAGUCUCUUUUCUCUAACUAGAGGGCUCUGAUCUGAGAAAAGCUAUCACGUAGACGUCCAAGUCUGCAGAAGUUAUUCACUUGACAGAGAUGUGCUCUGCUUUCCGAAAGGAUGCAUGUCAGGAUGUCUUUCCAGAUGAGCUCUCAUGUAAAGUCCCUCCUUUUCUUGCAGACUUUGUGGGUCGUGUCACUUGGCCUAAACAAGGACACAUGCAUGCUAACACUGGCAUCCUUUGUGUGUCCUUUGUCACACUCUGGAAAGAAAGGAAAGCUCUGGUAUCUUUAGAGAGACAAUCUGUCCAUUCUUAAAUACCGAAGCCUUUACAAGGAAGCCUUUACAAUAGUUCAUUUGCGUGAUGAGGAAGAAAAAGAUCAAAAGGCAAGGUUGUUAUUGCAGCUGAUGUCGUCAGCCCUGCCUUAUGGCUUUAUAUAAUUUAAAGUGGAAGAGGGGAAGGAGGACAGAACCAGAAGCUGAACCUCGGAAACCAAGGCUGUUGUCUCCCUCUUUGGCUGGAGGAGAUACUCCGAGCGUCAGUCUCUGGUCUACUUGUGGCCUCACUGUGGCCCUGCUCCUCUCUUGCCUCAUUGUGGCUGGAGGGAACCAGAGGGGCCAGGCGGCAGCAGUACCCGCAGGGGCUCCUUCCUCAGCAGGAAUUCGGGCCGGCCCCUGGGGGGCCUUCACAUUAGCAGAGGGAACAAGCAGGAAGCAGGGCCCAGCACAGCCUGCCAGGCCCAGCGCCCCUCACAUACCCCUUAGUGUUUCCCCAUGGCUGCAAGCUUGAGCUUAGGGCCUCAGGACGUGACACUUUCAGGUUCCUUCUAGAUACACACACUGUCCUUAGCUUCCAGAAUCUCACCUGACCUUACAAUGUGUCCAUAGCCUGCUUUCACAUUGCAGAAGAUUUAUAUUUGCUUUCGUCAUUGUUUGUAGCAGUAAAAGUGGAAACUUCAAAAUUCAUUCCCUCCCAUUUCCUGGCCUUUUUAGUCUUGAGAUGUAACCAUUUUCAUAAACAUCUAAACAGCGAUUCUCAUUCCCCUUUUUUAAAAAACUGGUGUUUGUGAAUAUACACACAGCCCAAAGCCAAUUAUCCUAUUACAUUAAAAAAAAAUCAGUAUGCCUAGAGACAUUUCAUUUGCUGCAUUCUUAAUUCCCUAAAGGGACUGCAUCAAAAUGUCAGUUGUAAUUUAGCCUCUGUGAUCAGCUGUUAAAUACUGUUUAAAUAUUCACUAGUCCUGAGGGGUGUCUCCCUUUACCUGUAUCUCCCUCAAAUUACAUAGGUGAUUCUAAAAUGGGCAAAAGGUCUUCAGUGGAUCUCGGCACAGUUUCCACUGAUAAAACAGAGUGUUGGUUCUGUUGUUCUCAGAUUACCAGAAGGCCAGCACAUUCGUGCAUCAGAACAGCGGUCCAUGUUCACCCCCUCCAUCCAAGAACCUUGGCGUUCCAGUUGCCUUGAAGUAUAAGGAAUAGUGAUUGUAAAUGUCCAAUUUAAUAAUCUGGUAUUUUAUUUGACUGUUUUGACCAUGUCAUUUUAUAGCAGCAUUUUUUAAUGGCACUUUCUGUUGGUGGUGUGGAAUUUCUGCGGUUACAUUUUUUUUGUGUGUGUGUGCAAAAGAUAAAGCAAGAAAAAAAGACACUCAUUGGAGAAAUGGCGAGUGUAAAAAAGAAGAGAUUUAUUUUGUACAGACAGCAGAGCAUCCUGUGUAAUGUUGCUGACAUAAAGCACUUUGGGGGGAAAAAGUGGAAAUCUGUUUCCCAUAAAUCACACAGACUCUUGUACAUAGUUAUAUACACUCACGUAGAGAAAUGAACUGCAUAUAUCAUACUGGAUAUGGGGCCGAUUUUACUCUAGGGGCACAUCUGGUGCUUAUUGUCAUAAAUCUUUUAAAGAAUUAGGUACACUUUUUUUCUAUUAAUAUGUAUAGUUUUGUGAUUUGUCACAGUUAUGUUUCAUAUAAUCAUAAGUUAUUUUGUCUUGUUUCAUGAAGUCCUUUUUUUAUGUCAAAAGUAAAAUGAAGGGAUUGUGCACUUGGUACAGAAUAAAACUGGAAAUAGAGGAUACGUCCACUUGCCCGAAAUCCUCCUUCAGCAUGUCGUUUUAAAACACAAUGGCAACAACCAUUUUUCGUUUGUUUGUUUUAUUAUUUUGUGUUGUUUUACCAUCAGCCUCCUUCAUAUUGGGAUGGUAAUUAUAAUUAAAAGCAGAUGGGGGUGGGGGAGGGCGUGUCCAAGGCCAGCUUUAAAAUGCCGCAUUGCUUUGGGCCAGAGCUGCAGCCUGGAUUUAAUUAUAGAUAUGAGGACGAAAUGGCAGUAAAAAUGAAUGUGUCCCUGAAUCCUUUACAUGUUGGGAGUGUCCAUAAAUAAAACAUGAAGUUUUAUUUCAUCAGAUUUAA